Trichechus manatus latirostris (Florida manatee) is the source of this 869-nucleotide messenger RNA. It is a transcript of the gene RPL21, whose product is annotated as ribosomal protein L21. The record is from RefSeq and is a predicted model, not a curated record. Gene Ontology annotation, cellular component: ribosome; cytosolic large ribosomal subunit. The coding region runs from base 352 to 834 and encodes 160 amino acids. The transcript has 5 exons. NCBI's taxonomy places the organism in Eukaryota, Metazoa, Chordata, Mammalia, Sirenia, Trichechidae. Gene Ontology annotation, biological process: translation. Gene Ontology annotation, molecular function: structural constituent of ribosome.
GUUCUUCUGGCAGUCUAUGGUACAUGGUAUAGUCAGUAUUAGAGGGUCAUAACUUUUCUAGUAGAAGGCAAGGAAUGGAAACGUGAAUAAAUAAUAUUUUAAUGUUAAGAACUUAGGCAGUUUUGGUAAAGACCUUACUUGAUCUUUUUAAAAGGCAAAAUGUCCAUUUUUACCCUUUAAAAGAAAUGACUGGUGAUCCAGCUUUUUAGAUUGUUACCUAAUUAUUUAGUCUUAACAUUACUACUAAAAUGCAACCAUCUGAAAUUACAGGCUUUUUGUAUAGAAGGGCAAAUCUUAAUUUUGAGGUUCAUUUAACUUUUUUAUACUUUCUGGUUUCAGUAAUUCGCCAAAAUGACGAACACAAAGGGAAAGAGAAGGGGCACUCGCUAUAUGUUCUCUAGGCCUUUUAGAAAGCAUGGAGUUGUUCCUUUGGCCACAUACAUGCGAAUGUACAAGAAAGGUGAUAUUGUAGACAUCAAGGGAACAGGCACUGUUCAAAAAGGAAUGCCCCACAAGUGUUACCAUGGCAAAACUGGAAGAGUCUACAAUGUUACCCAGCAUGCUGUUGGCAUUGUUGUGAACAAACAAGUUAAGGGCAAGAUUUUUGCCAAGAGAAUUAAUGUGCGUGUCGAGCACAUUAAGCACUCGAAGAGCAGAGAUAGCUUCCUGAAACGUGUGAAGGAAAAUGAUCAGAAAAAGAAGGAAGCCAAAGAGAAAGGUACCUGGGUUCAGCUGAAGCGCCAGCCUGCUCCACCCCGAGAAGCACACUUUGUGAGAACCAAUGGAAAGGAGCCUGAGCUGCUGGAACCUAUUCCCUAUGAGUUCAUGGCAUAACAGGUGUAAAAUAAAGACAUCUGCUGUGUAAAAAU